AUAUAUUACUGGGGUCCCCACAGUACCUGUAGCCCAGGGGCCUACAAAAUCUUAAGCCGGCCCUGGCUGCGGUGGCUGCAUUUUGCGAAAGUGGAGUGACCCCCUCCAGCGUUUAAUGUUCGAGACCGUGAGCGCAAUGACGACGAUGCGAUCAGUCGAAGAGAGGGGUCGCGAUGUACAACAAUUGCCUGGGUUCGACCGCGCGGGGACAACUCAAAUACUGCGGGCCCCACCUGACCGAUUAAUGCGUGAUACAUCCUGCGACUCAGAGACUCUUCCUCGUCACCAACAUCCCCACCGCCCUCCCCGCAUCUCUCGCAGGCGCAGGAAAGGGCCUCACCAGAGCCACACGCCGCACCUGGCCAGCCUGUGGCUCUCUCCGGCUCGGAGCCCGAGUCCCGACAUCCACGGCGUUAUCCGGGAUCAGGCGGCGGCGGCGGCGUCGUUCGGCGCGCCUCCAGAUGUCAGCUCGUUCCGUCGCCGCUCCGAGUCGCUGGGUCCCAGCGUUGGAGGAGGCGGCGGUGGCGGCGGUGGUGGCGGUGGAGGCGGUGGUGGCUCCAGCAGCAGCAGCAACAGCAGCAGCAACAGCAGCAGCAGCAUCUCGGGCCGCUAUGACAACAUCAAGUGCGGGCAGCCGAGGGGAGGCGGCGGAGGCGGCGGAGGCGAGGGCAACACGAGCGAGAGCGGCUGCGGGACCCUGGCGAGCGUCGCCGGCUCGGAGGGGCGCCGCGCCACCGACUCGUGGCCGCGCCGCGCCGCCUUCUACGGCACCGGCGACGGCGGCCGGGGACUCGAGGGCAGCGGUGAUUCCGGGUGGAUCGACAGCGAUGGCUGCUACUGAGAGUG
Molecule: messenger RNA, 846 nt
Organism: Petromyzon marinus (sea lamprey)
Lineage: Eukaryota; Metazoa; Chordata; Hyperoartia; Petromyzontiformes; Petromyzontidae
Source: RefSeq, a predicted model, not a curated record